Molecule: messenger RNA, 4033 nt
Organism: Sus scrofa (pig)
Lineage: Eukaryota; Metazoa; Chordata; Mammalia; Artiodactyla; Suidae
Source: RefSeq, a predicted model, not a curated record
UCUCAUUCACUGAAACUUAGCUAUUAGUUUUCCUUUCUUUCUCUCAAGAUUUUGUGGGUAUUCACUUCUGAAAAUUUGCAAAACAAGGACAAUAGGGCCUUCUCACCUCAAAAAAUUUUGUAAUAUUGAACAUGACAUUUUAAAGUACAACUGCUGGAGAGUUUUAUUCUUUCCUUUUGAGAAUCACUGAUACAGUGGAGAAGUGGAUGUGUGUAGAGUUAACUAAAACACAAGAUAAGCUAUGUUGAAUCCUAUAAUACCAAAGCAGUAUACAGAAGCAUGAAUGAACAAUAGUGUUAGCCCUACCAGGAGAAAUUUGAAAGAGGAGCUUGUUUAUUUAUCAAAAUGAAUGUUUAACUGGUGUAUGUGGGGAGUUACUUUUGAGUACAGACUCUCUGGUGUUCCUUUACUAUGUCAAGGCCUUGCUUCCCCCAGAUACUUUGACAGAAAACUGAGAGACAGAAAACUGAAAGUUUGCGUAUGGGUUUGACUUUUGGUUUCAUGUAUUUAAUUCUCACAGUAGCCCUGUGAAAUAAGUAAAGGUACCUUGGGGUUAAGCAACUUGCCCGGGUUACUUGGCUAGUGGGUCAAUUUCUAGUCUGAAUUUGAAGUCUAAGCUCCAAGGAGGUUUACAGAAGGAAACCCUCCACUAUCUCAAGACCAAAUUUUUGAUAGCCUUGGACAGUGAGAGGUGCAUAUAAACAUACAGAACUCAAGUUAAGCAAGUAUUUAUUUUGUCCCUUUUGUCAUUUGUUUUGGAACUAAAAUGUUUUUCCAACUUGAUUUGAGGAGUAUUGUGAUGGGAUGUUGAUAGAUUCUGAGACAAAGUGCUGAAGAAAUGCUGGGAUUUGCAAGGAGAUGUGAGUGCAUGUGAAUGGGCGCUCAGGACCUGCGGAGGGGGAAUAGCAGAGCUAGCUGCAGAGGGCCAGGAGGGACCAGAGGACUGCAGCUCUGCUUCUGUGGCUCCCAAGAGCAGCUUUGUUUCAUAUCCUUAAGAAUAACUCUGAGGAGAUCUGUAUGUAUAGUCACUCUGAAUUUCAUAAUAAAGGGGAAAAAAAUGAGAAAAAUUUCAAGAUUGCAGCUCGAGCCAGCUUAUACCAGUCAUGUCGGUAUAUGAAGUACGUACAGUAGAUGUUCAUUCAGAAUUUGAGUCAUUAAGUUUGGUUAAAUUGUGUUCUCCAUACUUAAGAUGUUGGAAAGUUUUCCAUGAAAAGAGUUCAAAUCUGUUAUUUAAAUUUAAUAUCAACUGUUUUAAGAACUCAUAUAGAAUUUCUAGUUCUUCACAUGUUUUGGGCAUUAUUAAAUAAGGACCCUACACUGACACUACCUAUUACCAUUUCUUUUUUGAGCACCCUAUCAAAGAAAGCUGGGAGCGGGUGGCAUAGACAGAAAUCGGGAAUUCGGAGCACCAUAACAUGGUGUGGGAAGUAAAGACAAAUCAGAUGCCUAAUGCAGUACAGAAACUCCUGCUGGUAAUGGACAAGAGAACUUCAGGAAUGAAUGACUCAUUGGAGCUGCUGCAGUGUAAUGAAAAUUUGCCAUCCUCUCCUGGAUACAACUCUUGUGAUGAACACAUGGAGCUUGAUGAUCUUCCUGAACUUCAGGCUGUUCAAAGUGAUUCUACUCAAUCUGCCAUAUACCAGCUGAGUUCAGAUGUGUCACAUCAAGAAUAUCCGAGACCAUCUUGGAACCAGAAUACCUCAGACAUAUCGGAAAAUACUUACCGUGAGAAUGAGGUGGAUUGGCUAACAGAAUUAGCAAAUAUUGCUACCAGUCCGCAGAGUCCUCUUAUGCAGUGCUCAUUUUACAACAGAUCAUCUCCUGUACACAUCAUAGCUACUAGCAAAAGUUUACAUUCCUAUGCACGCCCUCCACCAGUGUCCUCUUCUAAGAGUGAGCCAGGCUUCCCUCAUCACCACUGGAAGGAGGAAACACCAGUCAGACAUGAAAGGGCAAACAGCGAGUCAGAAUCUGGUAUUUUCUGCAUGUCCUCCCUCUCAGAUGAUGAUGAUUUGGGAUGGUGCAAUUCCUGGCCUUCAACUGCUUGGCACUGUUUUUUGAAAGGCACACGACUGUGCUUUCAUAAGGGAAGCAAUAAGGAAUGGCAGGAUGUGGAAGAUUUUGCCAGAACCGAAGGCUGUGAUAAUGAGGAAGAUCUCCAGAUGGGCACUCACAAGGGCUAUGGUUCUGAUGGUCUAAAGUUGUUAUCACAUGAAGAAAGUGUAUCAUUUGGCGAGUCUGUACUGAAGUUGACUUUUGAUCCUGGUACAGUAGAAGAUGGUUUACUUACUGUAGAGUGUAAACUGGACCACCCUUUCUAUGUUAAAAAUAAAGGUUGGUCUUCAUUUUAUCCAAGCUUGACUGUGGUGCAGCAUGGCAUUCCAUGUUGUGAAAUUCAUGUUGGUGAUGUAUGUCUACCUCCUGGACACCCCGAUGCCAUUAAUUUUGAUGAUUCAGGUGUUUUUGAUACAUUUAAAAGCUAUGACUUCACGCCUAUGGAUUCUUCUGCAGUCUAUGUGCUAAGUAGUAUGGCUCGCCAGCGUCGUGCAUCUUUGUCUUGUGGAGGACCUGGAGGUCAAGACUUUGCAAGAUCUGCAUUCAGUAAAAACUGUGGCUCACCUGGACCAUCACAGCUCUCUUCCAGUUCUUUGUAUGCAAAAGCUGUCAAGAACCACAGCUCAGGGACUGUGAGUGCCACUUCUCCUAACAAGUGCAAAAGACCAAUGAAUGCCUUCAUGCUUUUUGCCAAAAAAUACAGAGUUGAAUAUACUCAGAUGUAUCCAGGGAAAGAUAACAGAGCCAUAAGUGUGAUCCUUGGUGACAGGUGGAAGAAAAUGAAAAAUGAAGAGAGAAGGAUGUAUACAUUAGAAGCAAAGGCUUUGGCUGAAGAACAAAAACGUUUAAAUCCUGACUGUUGGAAACGGAAAAGAACCAAUUCAGGCUCACAACAACAUUAAACCAGGAUGAUUAUGUUCUUAAGUCUGUAUUUGCAUAAACAUUGACUGUCAGUGGAAAGACUUAAGAAGAUCAAGGUCUCACCGUAUGUCCUGAAUCUGUGUGACCAUAAGAUACUGACAGCAUUGAGUCUUGAAAUGAUUUAAUAAUAAGAGUGAGGAUUUGCUUUCUCCAUUAGAGCAUUAAGUAAGCUAAAACUAUCAACAUUGUAAACCAAAUUGCCUUAUUUUUCUUCCAAACUUCAUAUAUGUCUAUCAGGUAAUAUAGGCUUGAAAAUUGAUAUCCUGUGGUGCUAAAGUACAGUAGAAAGAAGUGUAUACAUGUUCUAUUUUAAAUUGUACAAAAGGGGAAUUUAAAAAUAUGUAACUGCUGUUUAUACAUUGGCUCCUUACUGCUUAUUAAUCUGUAUUGUACACAUAACGGAAUGAAGCAGAAGCUGGGAGUUGGCCUUUCCUUGAGCAGCCACCACAUGGCUCAGCGUCUGUGCCAAACACGGAGGCUCCUAGUCUGGCCAGUGCCAAGAGGGUGCCAGAACAUGGGGCAGGUGAGUGGUGUCAGUGUCCCAGCCUAAGAGCCACCUGCUGCAGCCCCAGGGCCCACGGAGCAGAUGCACCCGGUGGCGGCACCCUUUCCCUACGUCGAUGGAGACCUGCCCAGGCCAAGGUAAAGUUAGUUAAUAGCAUUGGGAUAUAGUCACUGUAAUGGUGCUAUUAACAGUUGACACCAUUGUAUUUUUAACUUUGUGUCCUCUAUCUCCUCAGCCACGUAUCUCAAUAUCGUAUUUGUCAUCGUAUCUCUAUGGUGGGGGCGGACUUUGCACUUAAGCAGUGCAACACUUGCACUUUACUUUCCUCCAACUGUCUACAAUGAGAGCAAACACAUUGGCAAUACAGCUGCUUUUGCUCUGAGCUACAAUCAUGGCUUUUCAUGUUACUUACCAAGUGGUGUUUCUGGUUAAGAAUCACAGCUGUAAAAUUGAUUUCAGUUCAUUACACUUCUUCAUGAUGUUGCCCCUAAAUUUUGCACACUAUAUUCUUGUAUAUUAUUUCAAAUAAAAUGAAAAAAAUUGUUUAUCUGA